This is a messenger RNA of Entrophospora candida, 282 nucleotides long. The record is from the annotation of a GenBank genome assembly. NCBI's taxonomy places the organism in Eukaryota, Fungi, Glomeromycota, Glomeromycetes, Entrophosporales, Entrophosporaceae.
AUGUUGCAAAUUAAAUCAAUUCAAGCAGAACAUGAACAUAUGAUAUUGUUCUUCUCGAGAUUCACUGAGGAUAGCAUUAGUAGCACAGGAAGACAUAUAAAAAGAAAAGAAAUUCUAUGGUCAGUUGUUGAUGAAGCAUUUGAUCCUACAGAACAUGAAUUUUUUAAAAAUGCAAAGGAAAUGAAUCAAUCUGGUUUUGUAAAUAUGUUUGAAUGUUAUGAAAUAGGAAUAGGCUGUUCAUCAACAGCAACAGCACCAGUAUCUAUGAUCACCACACAACCA